GCUGGACGGUAAGUUCCGUAAGAACGCGAUGAUUUAAUAAAGUUUAAAUGAAUCUCCGGAGGUUCUGACCCGGCUGUUCAGACCGAGGAGCUUUAAAACACAUAAACACACCCGGCUGCGGACGCAGUCCCAGCGGCUGCCACCAGAUAGCGAUAGCUUCAUAUUCGAAGCGAGCGUGCAAGUCUCUGAAUUUUCCGGGUCACAGUUGAUGGUGAACUCAAGGAUGGAACCCAGGCGGAAAUUUGAUUUUGAAUUCAAAUAGAGAGUUUUGACAGCCAGACACUUGAACAUCGACUCAAAAAGAAUCCGUUACUGGAGGAAACAGAAGGAGGAGCUGCUGCCAGCAGACGGAGGAACAGCAGAGUAUCACGGAUCAAGAAGACAGCGCUGGAGAUCUGCCCUUCAGUGAGAUUCCUCCAGUGUAACCCGCUCACACAGAGACGUCCUGCCCCCUCGACCCAGAAAGAGCCUGAUCCACUCACACAGAGACUUGUUAACUUUGUUGCCAACGUCAGGAAGACCAUCACAAUAAAAAGGAUUCAAGAGAAAAACAUCAUCUCAAUGGACAAGACUGCUGGUUCUCUGGGUGUUGGUGGCCUCAGACAAACCAGAAGUGGAAGUGAUCAUAAAAUCUUUUAAUGUGGACUGUCGGUGAAACCUGACGGCAGCGAGACGACCUCAUCAGCUGCUUCAGGGAGGGACACCCUGCCGCCACCAAGCUAACCCAAAACAACUAGCGUUUUGUCAUAAAUACUAAGUUGUUUUUAAAAUGGGCUCAGGUACAACAUGUGCUGCCGUUGGUUGCCACAACAAUUCAAGAAAAUUGAAGGAUUUUUCAGAAACUUAUUGUGUAGAACAUCGACGACUUCGAAAAAUAUGUCCGUGCCCUGCACCCUACGCCCUGCACGCCAUGCCAAAGAUGGAGGAACGGAGACUAGCGUGGCUCGAGGCUUUGAGACUAAAAUAUCCCCCGAAGAGAGUGUAUGUGUGCUCCUUCCACUUCGUCGAUAAAAAGCCCACAGAACUGCACCCUGAUCCGGAGCUCUAUCUGGGCUACGACCGACCUCCUCCAAAGAAGAGCGUAAAGCUCGUCUGUGUGACUGCGACUCAGACGGCCACUUCCAGCAGCAGCAGCAGCAGCAGCGUUAACAUUAACCAAGACGCUGAAGAUGGACCUCAAGCAGCCAUGUCCGUCCUCAUCCAGACUCGUGGUGAAGCAGGUGGCGGCGUGGCGGCUCACCUCCAGUGCCCCCUCUGCGGCCAUUACUCCAAGAGUCACGCCCACCAGCUGUCCCACAUGGCGGCCUCUCACCCCACCUGCCUGGACGGCGUGGCGGUCGGUCGCCUCGGCAACAUCGUGAUGUACCAGAGCACGGCCCGGCUGUUCCACUGCUCCGACUGUUUCUACACCAGCCGAGACUUCACCAAACUGUACAAACACAUCAUCUCCAGACACUGCACGGACGGGAGGGAGGGCGGGGGAGGAGGUGAUGACGGCAGCGAGAAGGGGGAGGAGGAGGAGGAGAAAGAUGCUCAGAAAACAAAGAGGAGCAGUGAGGCUGAGGAGGAGGAGGAAGGGGAGGGACACGAAGAAGACAGCGCCCCCCAGAGGCCAGAGUCAGUCAAAGGAGACGCCGAAGGCGAUGAGAGCGUGCUGAUGUUCGACGGCGCCGGGUACCACUGUCUGAUCUGUGGCUGGAAGAACAAGCUGAAAGGUCUGGGCAUCAACCACGUGGUGCGGAAACACGACAUUCCCAAAGCGUACGCAGCACAGGCCAUCAAACGGGACGCCGCCGCCAAACAAGCGACAGGCAGCGGGGUGGAGGAGGAGGAGGUGGCUGGGCUGAGCGCUGAGCUGCUGAAGGAGGAAAUGGAGGCCACGGCCAAAGUGGUCCGAUUUAUCUCCAGCCGCUUCGUCUGUCUGAUCUGUGGCUGGAAGACCAAACUCAAAGGUUUCGCCAUCAGUCACGUGGUGCGCUGCCACGACGUGGAGCGUCCGUACAGCUGUAAGGACUGCAAACGCUCCUUCUUCCUCCCCAGCCGUCUGCAGCAGCACGUCAGCGCCGCCCACCGGCCUGGACGCUACGCCUGCCCCUUCUGCUGCUUCAGAUCGCACUUCCUGGGAGGCUUCAGGAGGCACUGCAGCCGCUGCAACGCCCGGGAGGAGGAGGAGGAGGGAGAGGGAGGAGCAGGAGGAGGUGUAGGAAGAGGAGAGGGAGGGGGAGAGGAGGAGGAGGAAAAUGAAGAAGAGGAGGGAGAAGAGAAGAGAGUGUGGAGGAAGAGGAGGAGAGCAUCGGUGGUGAUAAAGGAGGAGGAGGAAGAGGAGGACGACUGACGAAGACUCCAUCUGUUUCCUUGUUACUGUGAUUUAUGAUGAAACCAGUUUACAGUUGAAAUGUUACAGUUGUUACAGACUCAUCAGUGAAUAAAGUUCUUUUUUUAACAAUC
Acanthopagrus latus (yellowfin seabream) is the source of this 2448-nucleotide messenger RNA. RefSeq names its product chromosome alignment-maintaining phosphoprotein 1-like. Gene Ontology annotation, biological process: attachment of mitotic spindle microtubules to kinetochore. The transcript is spliced from 4 exons. NCBI's taxonomy places the organism in Eukaryota, Metazoa, Chordata, Actinopteri, Spariformes, Sparidae. The record is from RefSeq and is a predicted model, not a curated record. Bases 770 to 2335 code for a protein of 521 amino acids.